CCGAGUUUGCGGGAGAUGGACUCCCAUUUAACCGCACCGAACCGCUCUCGCGGCUCCCAGACUUCCUCCCCGUCUCACUCUGCCUCCGCCUCUGCUACUUCCUCCCUCCACAAGCGUAAACUCGUUGCUGCUGCGUCCGAAGACCACGCGCCUCCUUCCUCGUUCCCUCCGUCGUCCUUCUCCGCCGACACUCGAGACGGCGCUUUGACCUCCAAUGACGACCUCGAGAGCAUCUCCGCACGCGGUGCUGACUCUGAUUCUGAUGCUGACGACUCAGAGAACGUCGCCGUGGACAACCAUGAGGACUUAUUCGACCAAAACAAUGAUUCCUCCAUCCGAACUUUCUCUCGCCUAGGGUCUGGAGGUGGAGGCUCCGGUUCGGUUCGGAACACGAAUUUCAUGAACGAAAAUACCACGUUUAAGAUUGAAAAUGCAGAUGGAGUAAAAGACGGGGGAGCACCAGGGUCAGGGUCAGUUGGGCCCACUGGAGCUACCGCAGCAGUUGGGAGCACAAUGGCUGGGACUUCGACGAAGGAAGACGUUAAGAUAUUUACUGAGAAUAUGCAGACUAGUGGAGCUUAUAGUGCUAGACAAGAGAACUUGAAAAGAGAGGAAGAAGCGGGAAGACUCAAGUUUGUUUUCUAUUCAAACGAUGGUGUUGAUGAGCAUAUGGUUUGGUUGAUUGGAUUGAAGAAUAUAUUUGGAAGACAACUACCCAAUAUGCCUAAAGAGUACAUUGUUCGCCUUGUUAUGGACAGAAGCCAUAAGUCUGUGAUGAUUAUCAGGCGGAAUCAGGUUGUUGGUGGCAUCACAUAUCGCCCAUAUGUCAGCCAAAAGUUUGGGGAAAUAGCUUUUUGUGCAAUCACAGCAAAUGAACAAGACAAAGGUUAUGGCACCAGACUGAUGAAUCAUUUAAAACAGCACGCUCGUGACAUUGAUGGACUAACUCAUUUUCUAACAUAUGCUGACAAUAAUGCUGUUGGUUAUUUUGUCAAACAGGGCUUUACCAAAGAGAUUCACUUGGAGAGGGAUCGAUGGCAAGGGUAUAUUAAAGACUAUGAUGGAGGUGUCCUCAUGGAAUGUAAAAUCGACCCCAAGCUUCCAUAUACCGAUUUAUCAACCAUGAUUCAUCGUCAGCGGCAGGCAAUUGAUGAAAAGAUUAGGGAGCUCUCGAACUGUCAAAUUGUUUAUCCAGGAAUUGAUUUUCUGAAGAAAGAAGCUGGUAUUCCUAAAAGAGUUGUCAAAGUUGAGGAUAUUCCUGGUUUGAAGGAAGCCGGAUGGACUCCUGAUCAAUGGGGUCAUACACGAUUUAGAUCCUUAAUUGUGUCUGCAGACAACACCACAAAUCAGAAACACUUAACUGGUUUCAUGCGCUCACUUCUGAAGUCAAUGCACGACCAUGCCGAUGCCUGGCCAUUCAAAGAGCCAGUUGAUGCUCGUGAUGUACCUGAUUAUUAUGACAUCAUCAGAGAUCCCAUGGAUCUGAAGACUAUGUCAAAAAGAGUUGAUUCGGAGCAAUACUAUGUAACACUUGAGAUGUUUGUGGCUGAUGCCAAGAGGAUGUUUGCUAAUGCACGCACGUAUAAUUCUCCCGAUACUAUUUACUAUAAAUGCGCAACCAGGCAUGAUCACUUCCUUGUUGCUUGUGUGUGUGUUUGCUGCUUUCAUCAUUAUUAUCAAUGUUCAACGGGUUGGAAACACAUUUCCAGAGCAAAGUUCAAUCAGGUCUCCAAUCUAACACUAAAAUUCAGUAAAGGGGGACUCAAAUGCAUAUACAUGCUCUGGUCUUAUGUAACAUUAGUGUUUAUAUGCUUAUCUAUAAUGUUUUUUUGGGGGAAUUCCAACAUGUUCCCCUUGUAAUGUUAUGUAUGAAUG
Molecule: messenger RNA, 1875 nt
Organism: Hibiscus syriacus
Lineage: Eukaryota; Viridiplantae; Streptophyta; Magnoliopsida; Malvales; Malvaceae
Product: histone acetyltransferase GCN5-like
Exons: 14
Coding region: 16-1860 (614 amino acids)
Biological process (GO): chromatin remodeling; positive regulation of transcription by RNA polymerase II
Cellular component (GO): histone acetyltransferase complex
Molecular function (GO): protein binding; histone H3 acetyltransferase activity
Source: RefSeq, a predicted model, not a curated record